AUGAUUGAUUCCGAUUAUCCUGCAGUUACGUUACCUGAAGAACCGUAUCACAAAAUUCUGCUCAAAGCCAUCAAGCAUCACAUUGACCAUGGCAAAAACAAGAUCGCUUUUGUAAGUGAUCCGAGAGAUGCUUAUGCAGUUGCUGCCUUCCUUUAUUCCAAAGGAUUUGAGAAAAGUGUCGCCUGUGCGGUGAUUCCGAAUCUGUGGCACUACUCGUCGUUCUUCCUCGGAGUCGCCUUGAGAGGCGGGGCUGUCUCUGGAGCAUCAGCGAUGUUCACCGACUAUGAAUUGCAGAGGCAAUUCGUUGAUUCCGGAGCCAAAGUCGUACUUACAUCUGAGCAUUAUCUGGACAAGGUUCUCAAGGCAGUAAAGGACAGUCCCAAUGUCAAGGUGAGUGCUUUUUCUUUGUAUGUACCUGAUGGAGUAGUUAGCUGGAAUCUCGUUAUGAAGUCACGAUACACACCAUCUAUUCCAGAACCCCAUAUUGAUGUCGACAAGGACAUGAUCAUCCUACCGUACUCCAGUGGUACAACUGGAUCGCCCAAGGGUGUAAUGUUAUCGCACCGGAACUUCGCCACUAUGAUGGAGAUUUAUGCCAAGCAUGAAGCAACGAACAUCGUGUGCGUGUUGGAUCCCAAUUGGGACUAUGGAAAUGAGAAAAUUCUUCUUUUUCUACCAUUCUACCAUGCAUACGGCUUUGGUUUGAUAAAUUACACACUUCUCGUUGGCAGUACUGGUAUCAUAUUCAAAUCGUUCGAACCACAUAGCUUCUGUAGAGCAAUUCAGGAUCAUAAGGUAAGAGUGUAG
Messenger RNA from Haemonchus placei, 807 nucleotides. NCBI's taxonomy places the organism in Eukaryota, Metazoa, Nematoda, Chromadorea, Rhabditida, Trichostrongylidae. The record is from the annotation of a GenBank genome assembly.